Molecule: messenger RNA, 806 nt
Organism: Triticum dicoccoides
Lineage: Eukaryota; Viridiplantae; Streptophyta; Magnoliopsida; Poales; Poaceae
Product: probably inactive leucine-rich repeat receptor-like protein kinase At5g48380
Exons: 1
Coding region: 115-753 (212 amino acids)
Molecular function (GO): protein binding
Source: RefSeq, a predicted model, not a curated record
GCUACGUAUUCCUUGAGUUCACAGGAGCUAAAACUUUUUAUUUCCGCCACUAGGAUUUUUUAAGAGGCAUAUUUGCAAAGGUACUGCUGUUUUCGCGUAAUCUCGUACACUACUAUGAUAGAGUAUCCCCUUGAUCGUGUGUAUUUUGAUGGAGCAGGUGACACCGGGAGGCUGCAGCCAGGUUCUACGAUGCCUGGCUACACGAGGUUGGUGGUCUGGCUGCUGCUCCUAAGCAGCUGUUCGUCGUACUUUGGCCAUGUAACCAGUGAUUCCGACGUCCAAUGCUUGAAGGACCUCAAACAGUCCGUUAUCGAUCCUAAUGGCGUGCUCGAAGCCUCAUGGAGCUUUUCUAACAACGGCAUCGGCGGUUACAUAUGCCGGUUCACCAGCGUGGAAUGCUGGCACCCUGAUCAGAACAGGGUUCUCGGGUUGCGUCUCGGCAACCUGGGACUCGAAGGUCCAUUCCCUCCAGGCCUCCAGCUUUGCAGCUUCAUGACCGCUCUCGACGUGUCCGGCAACAACUUCUCAGGGCCGCUCCCGGAACACAUCUUCGAGCAGAUGGCGUACAUAACCUAUCUGGACCUCUCGAACAACAGUUUCUCAGGCGUGAUCCCUGCAAGCAUCGGGAACAUGACAUACCUGAGCACGCUCGCCCUUCAGCACAACCAGUUCGACGGCGGAAUCCCGGCGCAGCUGGGCAACACUUCGCAGCUCAUUUCGUUCAACGUCGCUGAUAACUCUCACCUACCAUAGGUUUGGUCUUAUAUGACUUUACUAUUUGCUAGCGUCUUUUUUAUGCGUGUGUG